UGAUUGUUGAGGGGGCCAAAUUCACACCACUUUCUUUCACAUCGUGCUGACUUUUAACUCUCGUGUAUCUUGAGAGAAAUUAUGUAAAUCAAUAGAAUUUGUUCCCUGUAUUUUACUAAUCGUUUAUUUAUAAAUUUCCAUUACUCGAUGAUAAGUUGCGAUGAUUUGGAGAGAGAGAGAGAGAGAGAGAGAGAGAGAGAGAGAGAGCUUUUCUGUUUAAGUGACAUCUUCUAUAAGUCGAAGAUGGAACUGUUUAAAUGACGCGCCGUGGGCUACAGUGAAGCGUGAAAUUUUACACACAGAAAAGCAAAAUGUUUUCGCUCUUUGAACUUGUAUUUAGGUCUUGUACGAGCUAAAACUGUAACUCAUAUUUCAAUAAACUGCUACCCACAUUGGAUACUAUUUUAUUAAAACGGCGCUGAAACAUUUUUUUGUUCUUUUCUGUUUGUGGAUUGCCGCGCUGAUACCAACAACCAAUCAGAAGUAGGGAAAGCAAAGUGGUGGGGGGUAUAUCCGCUUUGCGGAAAUAGAGAACUUCAUGUUGAUUUGACUGUGUUGUGUUGACAUGCGUUGACAUAGAAGGUGUCUUAUCAGUGCUGUGAAGACGGGAGUGAAAUAACUGCAGUGAUAAGUUGACUGAACAAUCUUAAACAGCGAUUUGCUGCACUGCCGCCACGUUGUUUUUUAUUCGUCCGAAACUACCACAAAGAUCAGGUCGUUGUCAACAUGCCAACUAGCUCUGAGAUUGAGAGGGAAAUUCGCCAACGCGCAGAGCGUAGAAAACAGGACCUUAGGGAUGCUAUUGGAGACGGUAUUCUAGGAAAUAGCAAUCUGGCCCAUGCUGACAAAGUCUCACCAUUUAGCAAGAGAUUUGAUCGACCUGUGACACAGACUGUUAUUAAACAAAAACCUUUAAUAGAGGGCAAAGAAAACCAGUCACCAACCAGAUUGUCUGACUAUCUCUAUCCAGCUAGACCUGCAAGAAGUGUUUACACUAGUCCACUUAUCAAGUCUCACAGACCACCUUUAUGGAAAAGUCCUCCUCCGACAAUGGCUGACAAUGCUUUGGCAUCCCCUGGCAGAGAGCCUCCAUUAAAUGGAAGUGCUGCUGACACCCAGGAAGAAUUCAUGAACCGUUCCUGUCAGAAAACUCUAUUUCAGGUGCGCACACCUCCUUCUGCCCCUCCAUUAACUGACAGCUUAAAGAAGCAAAUGGCUAAGGACCCUUUUACUACAACCAUUUCCUUAACUAAAGAUGAAAAACUCUACCCGAGCUUACCUAGAACUGACCAUAAUGAAGAGCUCAAGUCUCCUAAAGAUUUCAAGAACUAUGCCAACCACACAACUGCUAGUGCAAUUAGAGGUAACGGUCCAAAUGUGGUCAUGCAAGCUCCAAAAGAAGGCAGCAAAAAUGAUACAACUUAUUCAAAAGCUACAUUUUUAGCAGCAAAAACAAAGUUUCAGUCUCUUGAAGCAAUAUCUGUGGAUGACAUUGAGGACACCUAUGAUAUGGACAGGUUUCUUGAAGAAGCACUUGGAUCUGCCCUUAAAUUGAACUCAACUAUGACUGAUGAAAUGACUGACUUUUCAAAUGAAGAUUCAUUUCACAGUAUUGAAUCAUUUAGAAAUCCCUUUUCCAUUACCAACGCUAGCACCCUUCGAUCAUCUAUGCGUCUAGUGAAACCAUGCACACAGAUUGGGCAAAUUAAUAACGUGAAUGAUCUAGUUAAAGAAGCUGAAGUGCAACAGCAAUUAAUGGGUCAGACGAGUAAAGCUCUCACCCUUUGCCGUUCAUCCAAGAUGUUUUCUUCUUCUGCCUCUCUAGUCGAUGCAGAACGUCUUCUUCUUCUUUCAACUUUACGUCACAGAGCUAUUCUGGACGAAAUCCAAGGGGUGUUACCUUCACCACCUGGAAAUACAGAAUUUAAAGGAAAACUAAGCGUUUUGGAAGUGUCAGCCCCCCUGAAAGAUGAUUCUUUGAAAUGGUGCAAAACAGAAAAUGAUAAGGAUCUGUGGUUCCUGUGUGUUUUAUGUUAUCGACAACAAAUCCUAGCUUCAGAGGCUGUAGCUUAUGAGCCUGGGUCAAAAUAUGUUACUUUUUCUGGCACUUUGGAAUUGUCAGAUUUGCCCUCUUCCUUUGAUGCAUCUUUGCAGAUAUAUUUGCUUCGUACAUUCAAACCUCAGCACUCAGUCCAUAAAAGUAGGAUCAGUAAAGCUUACCAGAUUCUUCGAAGAAGAAAAAAAUCUUGUUUGUAUUCUGCUGGUUCUGAACAAUUGCUCCAUAUAAGGACACCAGCCUUCGCUCUAUCUGGAUCUGUACCAUUAGAUUUGCCACUUGUCAGUAAUUCUCAGCCAGUUAACCUUAACUUAGAAAAGGUUCCGAUAAUGUCACCUCUCCGAGGCAAUGUAUGGGUUAGAUUUGAGACCUCGCUCACAAGUAGUGUCCAGCUCAGUGGAUUCCUUAAUAUUCUGGAGAAAGCUAGAGGAAGCCAUGGCCAUGCAUGGCAAAGAAGAUGGUGCCAUCUUACUGAAAUGCAAAUGCGCUUUUGGAAUUAUCCUGAUGACCAAGAUGAAAAGGAUCCACUGGAAAUUAUUGACUUAAGGUGGUGCGGUUCAGAAAGGAUUGAGGCAGCUCCUCGCCAUUUGUGCGCUCGUAAUCGCACACUUAUGCUUGAGACAACUCGCACUUCUGAUCCAAAUGACUUUAAUUCUACUCUAAUGGAAUGUAAUGUGGAUUAUACAGUUGUUAGGUAUUUUCUAUCAUGUGAUUCGGCACAAGAAAUGAAUGAAUGGUCAGCUGUUCUCAACCAAGUGUUGACCUCUAUUAAGUCCUGGAAUGUAAAGAGACAUGACUAUUAGACUUGAAGUUGAGAUUUCUAGAAACUACAUAUGUACUAACAAAUGUGAAGAUCAAUGUUCUUAAAUUAUAACUUUUAAAAUUGGAUGACAUUUCUUUUUGACUUUUCAAAAAAUAAAAAACCAAGGCAGUUUGCUGGAUACAUUA
Frankliniella occidentalis (western flower thrips) is the source of this 3004-nucleotide messenger RNA. Its product is annotated as anillin. Gene Ontology annotation, cellular component: actomyosin contractile ring. Lineage: Eukaryota; Metazoa; Arthropoda; Insecta; Thysanoptera; Thripidae. The transcript has 8 exons. The record is from RefSeq and is a predicted model, not a curated record. Gene Ontology annotation, biological process: septin ring organization; actomyosin contractile ring assembly; mitotic cytokinesis. The coding region runs from base 727 to 2859 and encodes 710 amino acids.